AUGCCAAAUUUCCUGUGCCUUGAUUUCUGCAUCUGCCAACAAUGGGCAAGCGUGACAAGGUCAAGAAAAGGCCGUUCCGCUAGGCGGAUAGAGCCUAGAGAGGGCCUAGACUCCCGUCGUAAAUCUGGGUUUGGCCCAAUUGCCGUGGGCAGACGGGACCACGAACCACGCGAUCAAAGUUCGGGGAAAGGCCGCUAUGGGGACGACGGAUGGGUCACCCUGGAGUCUGCGGAUACUGAGCUAUAA
Colletotrichum abscissum is the source of this 246-nucleotide messenger RNA. RefSeq lists its product as uncharacterized. The record is from RefSeq and is a predicted model, not a curated record. NCBI's taxonomy places the organism in Eukaryota, Fungi, Ascomycota, Sordariomycetes, Glomerellales, Glomerellaceae. The coding region runs from base 1 to 246 and encodes 81 amino acids. The transcript has a single exon.